AUGGAUUCUUUUCCUUCAGUCGAUGCUCUCAUUAACGGCUGCAAAAGUGCCACCGGGGUCACAUCCAGGUGGGACGUCGUUGUCAGCUAUUCCUUGGAAUCUCUAAAUAGUGUAUUGCAACGAAUUUGGACCAACUCCAUCACUUCAACCACUGUGGAGCUUAUUACCACAAGCCUCAACGAAGAUGAUGAAGAGUACCAUACGAAAUGGUGGCUCAAUCUGGGUGCUCCGACUCUACAGUUCACAAGAGAUGGAAAAGCUUCCUUGUGCAUGCCACUCAACGGAAAGCGCCAGGUAAUGGGAAAGACGGCUGCAGGUAAUGAAAGACCUGUGCGUCAGAUUCCACUCAACACCUACGCCCUUUAUGCUGUAAUUCCACUCGGUGUGGUCAGUGCGAAAUCUGGCUCGGGCCCGGGUGCUUACGAGUUCAAGGGAUCCAGCGGCAAUGUUAUCCGGUUUGAUGAGCAUCCGGAUGCCGAAUUACACAUAGUGAUCAACUUUGAGACCACCACCACGGAGGGGGCCGCCUACAAUGUUGGUCUCACCCCGGAGAUCAAGGCUCAGCAAGGGCCAAACACGCCAGCCAUCACAGAUGACUUCUCAGUUGGUCUGCGUGAUAAGCUGGCAGCGUGGAUUGCAGAUCCCUUCAACAUCAGUGCUAUUCAAUAUGCACUUGCAGUCGUCAACAAGACACCAGUUCCACAAGCGACAUUCCUCACGCCCAGCAGCCUUUCAUUCAGUGUUUACUCGAGUGACAAAGACCCAGCUGUCGCGUGCUUGAGUAUCUACAUGCAAACUCAAGGAUCUGGUUUCGAACCGGGCAAUGUUCAGCGCAGCUUCAACCUUCCUAACUCAGGUGACAUCAACAGUUUCCCCAUUCCAACUGGCUACACUGCCAGCAUCAUCAUUCGUCACGAUGUCUUCGCGCAGAAGUUUCUUCGUGACUCUAUCUUGGCUUUGAAGGUGCCAAACGAAGAUAAAAAAGUCUUCAACUCUGUUACUCUUAUGACACCCACUGAAGGUUUUCAUUUGACUGCCAAGCUCAACUCUGUCGCUGUAGCAGAUCUAGGCAAUGGCACUUGGUUUGGUGGGAUUGGCGGCGGCUUCCGUGUCACCGAUGUCAACUGGGAUUUUGGGGCUAAUGACUUAACUUUCAAGAUCAAAGGUGCCAAGGCCAGUUGGUAUUACUACUUCAAGCCGGAGUUGAAAUGGAGCGAAAAACCUAUGUCAGACCCGAAAAGCAAGCCUACGUAUGGUCGAACAAGCUAUGAAAUGAAGCUCGACAAGUCAGAUCUUGAUGUGUUUGAGGAUGUUUCCGACGAGGGUCUAGCGGCAUUAAUCAAGGUGAAUAGCAGCGACUGGCAAGCAUCUAUUCAAGCUUGGUCUCCUAGCUUGUGGGAAAUUGCCAACGGAGCCUCUGGCCUGGUUCCCGACUCAAUCGAAAAAGGCCUGAAGAAAAUCAGCCUACCAUCCUUUUCUCAUACCCUAGCCUUGCAUUACUUUGCAACGACCAACGUAUUUGCCCCUGGAAAGCACAUGCUAAGUAUUAGCGGUGCGUCUGCCGUCUACACACCCUACGAUGUUAUUAUUCUCGGCAAUGUCGUAGAGACAGUGGCCAUGAGUCCUCCGAAAUUGGAUGGUUGCGGUCGAGGUCUGUUGGGAGCCACGUCAGGAAACAAGAACAUCACAGACUUGAUCAAUGACUUAGCGAUUGGCAGACCAAUCAUGCGCCAGCUUACAGCAUGUGUAUUGUCGAAUUCAUCUCCGCAAGAAGUAUUGGAGAAAGCCGGGUACAGCGUCAGUGACAACGAUAUAACAGUCGCUCUCCAGGCAGCAGAUGCAGGACCUCAGUUUGACGCCCGUUUCGUAGCAGGGUUAUUCUAUCUUGACGGAACGAAAUUGAACACCAGUGUUGAUAAUGAAGGCUUCGUCAGUUGGACCUGGGGCGACUACUCUUACGCCGUUGAAUUUACUACACCUUACAACUCCAAGGGCACCGCAGAUCCAAAGACUUUCCAAGGCACCAGGACCAGUCUGAGUUCGGCGACCGUCGAGUCGGUAUCAGGUGCUGAACUUAUCCCCGAUCCAUCAGACGACUGGUUCACAAACACAAAGUGGGGGUUAAGCACCGGAUGGGUAGCAACAAUAUUUAGCACAGGACUUGCUGUCUAUCUUUGGGUCAUUCAAAUGCGCGCCGAUCGUCGUAAUGCUGGUCGAGAUAGAAUGAUACAGGCAGCCGCCCUAACGAUACAGCUGGCCGAAAUGCAAGCCGCGCGCUAUCCACUCCCGGCUGAAACGUUGGACAAUGUCUUGAACGAUUUUCAAGACGGUAUAGAACAAGCGGCUCGAGAAAAGGGGCUAGUUCCGAAUAUCAUUGACGACGGGCCUGCCCACUACGACCCUACAGCGGCAUCUGAGGCAGCCAAGGAGAGACUUCGAAGUCUUCUCAAAGAAGCUCUAACACCAUAUCUGAUGCACAGACUUGCUCCUAUGGUGACCUUCAUGGGUCCUGAAGCUGCCAGAGCGGCUAUCAAUUAUCGAACUAACAUUGUAUUGGAUCAGAGUCAAGUCCUUGACCGUUUUAACGAGACUUCACCAUACAUUGUCAAUAUCAUGGACAGUGUCAAGAAGCGAGAGGAGGCUAGUGAAGCACGCGUAAAGGAGGAACAUGAAUCUGCCGCAGAGAAAGUUGCAAACGCAGAGUUAAAGACCAAUAGAGACAACGCAGCUCUGGAAAGCCAACUCCUCGCCGAACAAGUGGAGAAGCUUCUGGGCGGCUACGGACAAGGUCGAUUGCCCUGGAUGCACCCUUCGCUUUACCCUGUUGAGGAGACUCUUUUCCCAGGAAUAGACGGAGCACCUGACGCCCCGCUACUAGUCGAUGUUGCCGGAGGUCUUGGACACGAUAUUCACGGGUUCAAGAAGUUUUUUCCCAGUCACCCAGGAAAAUUGAUCCUCCAGGACCUUCCAGGUGUGACCAACGACGUGAAGAACAUCGAUCCUUCGAUAUAA
Fusarium odoratissimum NRRL 54006 is the source of this 3012-nucleotide messenger RNA. RefSeq lists its product as uncharacterized. Bases 1 to 3012 code for a protein of 1003 amino acids. The transcript is spliced from 5 exons. NCBI's taxonomy places the organism in Eukaryota, Fungi, Ascomycota, Sordariomycetes, Hypocreales, Nectriaceae. The record is from RefSeq and is a predicted model, not a curated record.